Molecule: messenger RNA, 3055 nt
Organism: Scophthalmus maximus (turbot)
Lineage: Eukaryota; Metazoa; Chordata; Actinopteri; Pleuronectiformes; Scophthalmidae
Gene: nadk2
Product: NAD kinase 2, mitochondrial
Exons: 12
Coding region: 345-1739 (464 amino acids)
Biological process (GO): NADP+ biosynthetic process; NAD+ metabolic process
Cellular component (GO): mitochondrion
Molecular function (GO): NAD+ kinase activity
Source: RefSeq, a predicted model, not a curated record
ACCCCGGUCGGAGCGACUUGUGAGCUAGCUGCUGCUAGCUGCUGCUAGCUGCUGCUGCUCUCUGCUGCUAGCUGCUGCUGCUAGCUGCUUCUUCCCUUUUACUGUUGAACCUCGUCUGCUGAAGCAUCGCGAGUUGUCAACUUGACCCGGAGACGGUGAAGUGAGGAGAACUCGUCAACUCUGUGGAUAAACAUCUGUGAGGGAGGGGCUCGGGCCGUGGCCCCGCCCCCGCCGCUGACCUCCGUCUCCUCGACUUUCACUUCGCUGAACGGACCCGGAGCACGUGUGACAUGAGCCGGACCGUCCCGCAGCACCUGUAACCGGACGUCCGGCCAGUCGAGGUCAUGGUUGUGUGUUCGCUCGUCAGGAUGAGUCGCCGCUCGGCGGUGAACCUGCUGAGCCUCGGGAAUCGAGCGGUGGUCGGGGCGCUGUACGGAAGCCCGCUGCGCACCCUGCACACGUCGGUGUGCGACCCAUCGUCGAAGGGCGCGUUCAAACCGGAACGAGUCGCCGUGGUCACGAAGACCACGAGAUACGAGUUCGAACAGCAGCGGUACCGGUACGCGGGCCUGUCGUCGGAGGACCUCAAACAGCUGCUCGCGAUGAAGGGAUCGAGCUACAGCGGCCUGCUGGAGAGACACAACAUCCACACCCACAACGUGGAGCACAUCGUGAGGAGCCUGCGGAGCGAAGGCAUCGACGUGCGAGUGGUGAAGAGAGGAGAGUACGACGAGGAAGUGGUGCGAUGGGCCGACACCAUCAUCUCUGCAGGAGGUGACGGGACAAUGCUGCUCGUGGCCAGUAAGGUUCUGAGCAACGACAAACCGGUCGUCGGGGUGAACACGGACCCUGAGAGGUCAGAAGGUCACCUGUGUCUGCCUGUGCGCUACACUCGAGCGUUCCCAGAGGCUCUGCAGAAACUCUGUCGCGGUGAGUUCAGGUGGCUCUGGCGCCAGAGGAUCCGUCUGCACCUUGAAGGCACUGGGAUCAACCCCACGCUGCUCGACCUGCACGAACAGCAGCUGAGUCUGGAGCAGCACUGUCAGGCCCAUCGCAUCACCACCAUGGACGGACAGCCAGAAACUGGAUCUCUCCACCAGAGCGUCCCUAAGCCGAGUCUCCUCCCCGUCAGGAGCCUGAACGAAAUCUUCAUCGGAGAAUCUCUGUCGUCCAGCCCCUCUUCCCUGCUCGUCCCUCCGGCUCUCGGCGAUGGAGCCUCUGUCCACCUCAGGCUGAAGUUAAAACCCCGUGUUAACCUCUCGAUCCACAGGGCGUCGUACUACGAGAUCUCCGUGGACGACGGCCCCUGGGAGAAGCAGAAGAGCUCCGGACUCAGCAUCUGCACGGGAACAGGAUCCAAAGCCUGGUCGUACAACAUCAACAAACUCACUGAACAAACCGUGGAGGAGGUUCUCAAGAUCGGAAAGUCUCUAACAGCUCUGGAAAUCCCACUGAAUCGUGAAUUUAUCGACAAGGUGACUGAUGAAUACAACGAGUCGCUGGUGUUCGCGCCGGACGACAGACGCUUGUUCUACAGCAUCAGGGAGCCGAUCGUGAACAGAGUCUUCUCCAACAGUCGACAGAGGGGCUUCGCCAGCAGGGUUUGCGUCCGCUCCCGGUGUUGGGACGCCUGCAUGGUGGUCGACGGCGGGACGUCGUUCGAGUUCAACGACGGCGCCAUCGCCACGAUCAGCAUGAGCGAGGAGGACCAGCUCCGGACCGUGGUUCUGGAGAACUGAGGACGAGUUCCUCUUGGGCUGAAAGGUUCGAGGUGAAAGGGAAGAACCAGAUCUACGUUUUUAUCCACCACAUGCGUUGAACAUUUUUAUACCUGACUUAAAAAAAAGGUAUCGAUGUUGCUAUUGUUUUAUCAAACGUGUGCAAUGCAAGUUUUUCCAAAUCUUUGAUAAAUUUUUUUUAAAUUUCCCUCCAACUUCCCGAAAGCUUAAACCAGUUGAUCCACGAUGAUUCAUUCUGUAGAUGUUUCACAUCCGAGCUUCUGUUUUCUGAUCCGAGGACGAGACAAAGAUCAAGUUUCACGUGAACUCGUCGGCUGUCGCUAACGUUUUUUCAUCAGGGCAACGAAUACUCUCGCUCUAUCAGUAAAAAUGAUUUUUAGCUUUGAGGAGCAUGAUGAUAAUGAUGAAGAUGAGAAGACUGGGACCUGCCUGUGUCUCCACAACGUCAAUCUUUAGAGACGAGUCUCAAACACUGAGGUAGAAUCUGACCCAUGUGGAUUUUUGGGGGCUGAUGCCCAUAUUGACAAUAUUUAUUAUUUGAUAUUUUUACAGUUUAAACAUAAACUUUAUUAUAAAUAGAAAAGAUAAUAUUUCUAGAAAUUGAACUUUUCUAUAUUUGUUUAUCCUGCGAAAAUUAAAAGUUUUCAUAUUCCGCAAAAAAAACGAACGCAGAUUCGUAUCCAUCUGUGAAAUUAUCAUCCAAACAAUAUAUCUAUCGUUCCAUGUGUCGGAUCUUCACCUCAGAACUUUUUUCCGGAGGGGCUGUAAAUGUUGCUGCUGUGAAAUCGUCCGACUGACAAUCUCCUGCUCUUUCGUCACACGUGAACAACAAACUCCAGAAAUUGUCUGGACCCAAUUUUUGCAGAUGAUUUCCAGAGUUUGUUUCUGAAAACUUUCUGAAAAAGUUUCUCCAGCGAGAGGAAACUUUGUGGUCGGAUGGAUCAACGUUUCGUGACAAGAGCAAAGAUAAAAACUGAAGGCACCUGUUUGUUACUGAAUUAAGAUAUUUUUUGAACGUGGGGGAUAUAGGUCAUAUUUUUAUAGCGGUUGGUGCUAAAGGGAGAACAGAGUGAAGAAGUGCUCUAGAAAGUAUUUAGGUCAAAACUAAAACUCUAAAACCUUCAGAGGACGAGAAGUUAAAUGUGGGAGUUUCCACAGCACCAACGUGUUCAAACUGACUUAAAACCUUUUACCAGUAAAGACGCUGUAAGAGUUCUAAUCUGCAUCGGGCCAAAGUCGCCGGCUCCUUGUGGGAACGAGUCACUACGUUCAUGUGGAUUUUGUUUCAAUCAGAUAAAAGUGGUGAAAAAGAAAAA